UCUGGUGAAAUGUAUCUCAGCAAUAAACCACUAAGGGGAUGAACCAUGUUGGGGUAUUUCACUGCUCGUUAGCUCCUUUCUAGCAAAAAUAGUCCCAAUCCGAAAAAUCGAUUUAUAACCUCGGAUGAUUCCCUCGUAAGCAUCAAAUUAAAAUCUCGAAUUAUUUUGAGCAUCAAUAUGUUUUAGCUCAGAAAAUCAUUAGAGCAUUUAUCUAUCGUUUCACUUUUGUUGUCUAUCUUUCUUCAUUUAGGCCAACAACUAGUAAAUAAUAUUCCUGGCCAAAUCUAUUUUGCCGAUAAAGUCAAUCUAUGGUAUACAAUUCGAGAAUACAUCAUUGAUCGAAGACAAAAAGCGAGUGAAACACAUAUUCAUAAUUUUUUACCUAUGACGUUUGUUUUGGAUAAUGAAAACGAAGUUAAUGAAUUUCUUCGAGUGUAUAAAAAACAUAAUCGAACCUGGAUAUGCAAGCCACGAUACAGUUAUGCUGGUACGAAAAUGAAUUGUCAUAUUAUAAUAAAUAAUAAUGAGUACUAUGUAUUUAAAGGUCGUGGAAUUUACGUGAUUACAGUGAAUUCUGAUCUCAAUACAAUAUUCAAAUUGAAAGUGGGCACCGGAAAUCGUCUGCAAUAUCAACCAAAAGUUCCAGGUUACCUUAUGCAGGAGCAAUCGGUUCAAGAAAAUCAUUAUCGAUAUGCAUUUUCACAAGAAAAUACCGGAAUGACGAUGACACAAUUAAAUCAUUAUUUCAAUCAAUGUUUUCGACCAUUUAAUCCUAACAUGUGUGAAGAUUGGGUAAUGAAAGUUAUGCAGACAAGAAUGCAAUCGAUUAUUCGUCAUGUUAUUCGUGCAAGUAAAGAUAAAUUAACGUGUACACCGGGCUUUUUCGGCAUCUACGGUUGUGAUUUUCUUUUGGAUGAAAAUUUUCGCAUUUGGUUACUGGAAGUUAAUGAUAAUCCGGGCGUUGGAUGGGGCAAUACACGAGUGAAUACAACAACAAAACCACUUUUUGAAGAAACAUUAGAUAUUGUAUGGGAAUGUUUUCAAAAAAACAAAAAUGGAAAAUCAUUAUUACCAAUUGAAUGUUUAAAAAAUUAUCAACUCAUUUAUAAUGAAGAUGAUGAUAAUAUAUCAACUAGUCGAGAUGAAAGUCAAAGUUAUAUUCAACGUUCAUCAGUUGUAUCACGUUAUACCAUGAGAGACACCACUAAUACACAUUUAAGUCGUGCACGUGUUAAAACAGCGGCUACAAUAACAGUGGCACGAGUAAAUGACAAUCAAAAUGAAUCCUCAAUUCAAAAAGAUUCACUUCGAAAUUUAGCAAAUAUUACCAAUGAACCAUUAAAACAUGAUGAUGAUAUCGAACUUGAACGUUUAGAAACAAAUUCUAAAGUAAAACAAUCUGUCAAACUUCCAAAUCGUUCACGAGUGGUAUUGAAUAAUAAUAAUAAUAAUAAUAAUACUAACAAUAAUAAUAAUACUAACAAUAAUAAUAAUAAUAAUAAUAAACGACCGAUAUCUGUCAGUAACUCGUUUAUUAUUCGAAGAAAACGUGAAAUUAUAUUAACACCUAUGUCCACAAUAAAAAAGAGACAUUUACAACGAAAUAGUAUUCAACCUUUCAAUACGAUACAGCAACAACAGCAAUCUAACAAAAACACUAGAAUACCAUUAAAAAGGGAUGAUGUUAAUACCGAAAAUUCAUCAGAUGCAACAACAACAGUAACAAAUUUUACAUCAACUAUUACAAGUACAGAGAGUACCGUUUCAGACAAAAUACAUGUUGAUAAGUCAUUAAAACUUAUAGCAGAGACUUCAUUCAACGAAUCAUCACUAAACACGUUAUAUGAACAAACUUAUAGAAUAGAAACAUUAAUGCCGGGUUAUAGCAAUGAAAAAGAGAAUGAAUGUACUUCACGUUCUCAAAUAAUACCGCCCAGUCGUAUUUGUGCUUUAUUGUGA
Molecule: messenger RNA, 1959 nt
Organism: Didymodactylos carnosus
Lineage: Eukaryota; Metazoa; Rotifera; Eurotatoria; Philodinida; Philodinidae
Source: the annotation of a GenBank genome assembly